This is a messenger RNA of Colletotrichum tamarilloi, 1635 nucleotides long. RefSeq lists its product as uncharacterized. The transcript has a single exon. The record is from RefSeq and is a predicted model, not a curated record. The annotation marks the transcript as partial. NCBI's taxonomy places the organism in Eukaryota, Fungi, Ascomycota, Sordariomycetes, Glomerellales, Glomerellaceae.
CUGGCUGGAGUAUACCGGCAUCUAAAAGGCGAGGGCAGGAUUUGGGAUUUCGGAGACCUGCUGGAAAGCCUCCUAAGGCUCCACCGCACUUGCGUUUGCCGGACUCUUGGAAGUCUACUGGCAGACAAUUGUGAUGGCACCGAUGCGAGUCUAGCUAGAAUGGUCGAAAAAGUCGAAGACGACUGGGGAACGACAACGCCGGACGAAGAAUCGUCAUUUGCUUUACUGGAAAUCUUCACGACGUUAACCCUAGCCUCUAUGGGUGUGCAUACGAAUCCUGACAUGGUCAAAACAAUUUUUGAAUUUUCCCAGAGUCAUGCCCUAGAGGUUGUGGGGAUGCAAUCAACAAAUACGAAAUCUCGACCAUAUCUUCGUUGGAUCAUAGCGAAAGUCUUGGUAGAGCAAUACGUCGAUCGGACAAUCACCGGAUAUUUCGCCCUUGCGUCUCAUUUACACAAAUUACCAGGGUUUCAUUAUGACUCUGAUAUCAUGGUACCAAUCAAUCUCAUGAUUCUAUACGCACCAGAUGAUGAGGAAGCACCCAAUUGGCAACCGGACCCAACUACUACGCUGGGCCACGACGGAGCUCUUCGAACCGUCCUUGGAGUUGCGGAAGAGCUAGGAGAUGCUCCGCUGCAAGUGACUUGCCUUCAACUACUCAUUUAUCAAUCUCCUCAGCCAAAGCCUCUGCUAGAUAAGCUAGGUGAAUUGUGGCACUCAAUUGGAUCGCCAAAGGGCUAUCUCGAAACACGCCUGUACUGUUACAUACCAUAUUCUCUCACGACUCGCGAGCACCGCGCGUGCACCCGGCGAGAUCUUAUCCUCGCUGGUGAGGCUUUGAAUGAAGGACCAGUGUCACACGCGCAAGCCAGGGUAUUGAGAGCUCUCUCUCGAAAUCAGCAGGAAAGGGACUCCUAUGAAAGCAAAGCGGCGACAGCCCUCUACCGCUUGAACCUGCCGAAGUUUGCACCCUCUGGAAGCCCAACAAUGUCGCAAGUCCUCCCUAACUUUGUCGCCACACCUCAAUAUGUCAAUAGGCAUUCUUUCAAUGCGGCACAUCGAAUCAGAAAUCAUGCCGAGGCUGAGCCAUUCGACGGAACACCACACAGCUUGUCGACUGCUGACUUUACGAUGUCCAGGCACAAUCCAAAUCAUGAAACAAAACGGACGACUCGGCCGAAGGAAGACAUCGUGAAGAGCAACAAGCUGCCCCAAGAGAACUCAUAUUUGUCAUCAUCUAUCAUGCCAUUAUCAGGAAAGGAACCGAGAUCUGGCAGUCAACCUAGCACACAGCCACAACCUGCCCCUGACCCUGUGCCUUCCAUAUUUGAUAGGUCUAUUGAAGAAAGGGAAAAGUUGGUUGCUGAACUGGUGGAAAGGAUCAACAAUUUGAUAUCCGAAGGAGCUGGCAAGAAAGCGGGAAGCAGUGGCGAUAAGCAUUCAAAUCUUUCUGAGGCGAGGCCAACAAGUCAGAAGCCUGAAGACGAGCCAGUCAGGGAGCAGAGACAGAGAUUGAGUGAGCGAUUUAGCGCGUCAAGAAUCGGAGACGGAGGCAUAGAGGUAAAAGGGAAGCAAGUGGAAACAAGGCCCAAGACUCACCCUGAUGGUUCAGCGUCGGCAGCAACACGAGAUUGA